AUGGAGCCGGACGGAGAGAAACCCAGCAGCCCGGGCCGUGUUGCCCCGGACCCCGAGCCGGUAUCCGUCACCGUCGACCGCAACAGCUCCGGCGACGCCGCGGGUCGGAGGGGCAUCCUCGCCGAGACAGAAAAGGGCAUCGACGCCGGACUACCAACGUCGUCUCCCUCCUCCUCCUCUACCUUCUCGACGGGAAGCAGUCCGGGGGACCCCGAGCCGGCCGGCCCGCCGCCGCCCCCGGAUGGCGGCUACGGCUGGGUGUGCACGGCGUGCGUCGCCACCGUCAACGCGCACACGUGGGGCCUCAACUCGAGCUACGGCGUCUUCCUCGCCCAUUACCUCGCCAACGACGCCUUCCCCGGCGCCUCGGCCCUCGACUACGCCUUUGUCGGCUCCCUCAGCGUCAGCUGCGCGCUGCUCGUCUCCCCCGUCGCCACCGUCUGCGUCCGCGAGAUCGGCACAAAGCCCACCAUGCUGGCCGGCGCCGUCCUUGAGGCAGCCAGCCUGGUUUGCGCAAGCUUCGCCAGCCGCAUCUGGCACCUCUUCCUCACCCAGGGCGUCCUCUUCGGCAUCGGCAUGGGCUUCCUGUUCAUCCCCUCUGUGGGCAUCGUGCCCCAGUGGUUCAGCACCCGCCGCUCCCUUGCCAACGGCAUCUCGGCAUGCGGCUCCGGCCUCGGCGGCCUGCUCUACUCGCUGGCCGCCGGCGCCAUGAUCCGUAACCUCGGCCUCGCAUGGGCCUUUCGCAUCCUCGGCAUCCUCGCCCUCGUCGUCAACGUCGUCUGCACGCUCCUGCUGCGCGACCGCAACAGCAUCAUCGGCUCGAGCCAGCUUGCCUUUGACACGGCCCUCUUUCGCAGGCCCGAGUUUCUCCUGCUCCUUGCCUUUGGCUGGUUCAGCAUGCUCGGCUACGUCGUCCUCAUCUUCAGCCUGGCCAACUACGCCAACCAGAUCGGUCUCGGCGCCUCCCAGGCCGCCCUCGUCAGCGCCUUCUUCAACCUGGGCCAGGCCGUCGGCAGGCCCUUUGUCGGCUACUUCAGCGACCGCACCGGCCGCAUCAACAUGUCGGCCUUGACCACCUUUCUCGCCGGCCUCUUCUCCCUCGCCAUCUGGAUCAACGCCGACUCGUACGGCGUGCUCGUCUUCUUCGCCAUCGUCUGUGGCUGCGUCGCCGGCACCUUUUGGACCUCCAUCGGCCCCGUCACCGCCGAGGUUGUGGGGCUGCGGCGCGUGCCCUCGGCCCUCGGCCUCAUCUGGCUCACCAUCCUGCUGCCCUGCCUCUUCAGCGAGCCAAUUGCCCUGCAGAUCGUUGCCGGCACCGGCGGCUACCUGGGCACCCAGCUUUUCACCGGCUUCAUGUUUGUCUCAGCGGCUCUCUGUCUCGUCGUCUUGCGGGGGUGGAAGAUUGGUCAGGUGCGCGAGAUGGCGCGGCUGACCGACGAGGCACCCGAGCACAUUGAUGCCGCCAAGGCGGAAAGCAACGAAGAUUUCAACGCCAAAAGCCGCAAGUCGGGGCGCAAGACGAUGCUUGCCGACUGCCUGAAGGUGAACAAGGUGUAG
Molecule: messenger RNA, 1557 nt
Organism: Hirsutella rhossiliensis
Lineage: Eukaryota; Fungi; Ascomycota; Sordariomycetes; Hypocreales; Ophiocordycipitaceae
Product: major facilitator superfamily domain-containing protein
Exons: 1
Coding region: 1-1557 (518 amino acids)
Biological process (GO): transmembrane transport
Molecular function (GO): transmembrane transporter activity
Source: RefSeq, a predicted model, not a curated record